This is a messenger RNA of Cheilinus undulatus (humphead wrasse), 510 nucleotides long. It is a transcript of the gene myl7, whose product is annotated as myosin, light chain 7, regulatory. Gene Ontology annotation, molecular function: calcium ion binding. Lineage: Eukaryota; Metazoa; Chordata; Actinopteri; Labriformes; Labridae. The record is from RefSeq and is a predicted model, not a curated record. The transcript has 6 exons. Gene Ontology annotation, cellular component: cytoplasm; myofibril. Gene Ontology annotation, biological process: cardiac muscle tissue development; heart contraction. Bases 61 to 510 code for a protein of 149 amino acids.
AAGAAAGCCUCAAACAAGAGACAGAGGGGAGCGCAGAAGUCCUGCUCAAAUGUCUUCUCCAUGUUUGAGCAAUCUCAGAUACAGGAGUUCAAAGAGGCUUUUGGCUGUAUUGACCAAGACAGAGAUGGUGUUAUUAAAAAGCAGGACCUAAAGGAAACCUAUGGACAGCUGGGGAAGCUGAAUGUGAAAGACGAGGAGCUGGAUGAGAUGUUGAAUGAGGGGAAAGGUCCCAUCAACUUCACCGUGUUCCUGACUCUGUUUGGGGAGAAACUCAAUGGUACUGAUCCAGAGGACACUAUCCUCGGUGCCUUCAAACUUUUUGAUCCUAAUGGGACGGGCUUUGUUAAUAAGGAUGAGUUCAAACGAUUGCUGAUGAACCAGGCUGAUAAAUUCACAGCAGAAGAGGUGGAUCAGGCCUUCGCUCUUGCUCCCAUCGACCCCAUGGGCAACAUUGACUACAAGUCGCUCUGUUACACCAUCACACAUGGAGAUGAGAAAGAAGAAUCAUAA